Messenger RNA from Rhizophagus irregularis DAOM 181602=DAOM 197198, 1891 nucleotides. RefSeq lists its product as uncharacterized. The record is from RefSeq and is a predicted model, not a curated record. NCBI's taxonomy places the organism in Eukaryota, Fungi, Glomeromycota, Glomeromycetes, Glomerales, Glomeraceae.
AUUUCACGUGUAAUAGAGAUAAAGAAACUUAUUAUUAUUAUAAUGCAUAUAUAUUCGGUUUUAUUUAAACAUACGUAAUUUUUAUGGCUUCCAAUUUACCACAUUUAUGUUUGAGAAAAAUUUUUAAAUUUCUCUCAAACGAUAAAAAUGAUACUUAUAUUUUAAGAAGAAAGAAUAUACAUUCUUGCGUUUUAACAAAUCGGUAUUGGUGUGAAAUGGCAAUACCAUUCCUUUGGAAAGAACCUUUUACAGGUUCAUUAAAUUCUAUAAAAUCUAUAAUUCUCGUCAACGUAUUAAUAAUCAACUUUUCCGAACAAGAAUUAAAAUCUUUAAAUUUAAAUUCGAUCUUAAAAAAAUACAACAAAACAACUUUCGAUUAUAUUAAAUUUAUUCGAACUCUUAUCGUAAAUGCGGUUAUCGAAGCAACGGCUUUUUGGUUACAAAAUAAUCCAAAUAUAUCAAACGAAUGUCCAAUCGCAAAUAAUUUAUUAAAAAAAAUUAUAUUAAAUGCUUCAAAUCUUGAACAUAUUAUUUCAAAUUCAAAUAUAAACGUAUUUAAAUUUCCUAUUUCAAAAAAUUAUUUCUCAAAUUUAAUUGAAUUAACAGGAUUUGAUGAAGGAAUAUCUGGAAUAUAUUCAUCAAUUUCUAAAGUAGCAGAAAAUAUUAAAAUUUUAAGAUUUUCAUUAACGAAUAAUCAUAUUACGAAUUCAAAUACUGUAAAUGAUAUUUCAAAAAUUAUUAAAAAUCAAAAAAAUCUUCAACAUUUUUCUGUGGAUAAUAGAUUAAAUUGUUAUUGUUGUUCACAAGAAUAUUCAUCUUUAGAUUUUACUUCUAUUUUCUUUUCAUUAACAACACAAUCAAAAUCUUUACGUUAUAUUGGUCUUUAUGAUAUUAAUUUUUUCUCCAAUUUUCCUUUAAAACAAUUAACUUUAUUUGAUAAUUUAAAUCAUUUAGAAAUUACAAGAUGUUAUAAUUUUGGUAUUGAAUUAAAUUUUAAUCAAUUUAAUUCAAAUAUUUCUUUUAAAACAUUAAAUAGGAUUACAAUAUAUUAUUCUGCUAUACCUUCAAAUAUAUUAAAAUUUAUUUUAUCAAAAUCUGGAAAAUCUUUAAAAAAGAUUAAAUUUAUUGGUAAUGAAGUAAUGGAAAAUUUUCAUGAUUUAAUUCAACAUUGUAUAAUUUAUAAUUCAAAUUUAUCCCAUUUUUUAUCUUUUAUACAUUCUAAUGAAAUAUUAUUAUUACCAAAAUUUUUUAAAUCUUGUCAAUUUCUUAAACAUUUUGAAAUAUGGGAUAUUAAUUAUUCAUCAAAUAUUAUUAAUAAUAAUCAAUUAUUAGAUAAAUUGAUUAAUAUUGAUGAUAAUUUAUUAUUAAAUAUUAGUGAAUCAAUCCCAUCUAAUUUAAAAAUAUUUAAUAUUAUUAUGAAUUGGUCAUUUUCUACUAUUUAUUUUGAUUAUUUUCUUAAAAAUUUAGAAAAUUUUAAUAUUCAUUUAGAUUAUUUAGGUUUUCCUUUUUGUUCAAAUUUUACAAAUGAUCAUUUAGAAUUAAUUAUAAAAAAUUUGAAUUAUCCUUUAAAAUGUUUAAAUAUUCGUAAUGCGAAUAAUAUAAAAUAUGAUAAUGUUGAAAGAUCAUCUAAAUUUGUGAAAAAUUUAGUUGUACCAAAUAACAUAAGACGGUUUGUCGAAUAUGAUAAAUACUUUUAUGAUAUAAUUAAUCAAAAUAGUUUUUAAGGUAAAAUAAGAUUUUUAGUUUUAGUUAUGGUAUGGUGCAAUACAUGGUAUAUUAUUAUAGUAUUAUAGUACAUUUCUAUAUUUCUAUCCGGGUUAAUAUAAAUAUAAAUAUAUAUAUAUAAUAUAGAUUCAUUCAUUCGUUUUAUUUUAUUUUAUUUCUUCGCUCG